This is a messenger RNA of Stomoxys calcitrans (stable fly), 3705 nucleotides long. RefSeq lists its product as uncharacterized. Gene Ontology annotation, biological process: cell migration; cortical actin cytoskeleton organization; regulation of cell shape. The transcript has 10 exons. The coding region runs from base 114 to 3383 and encodes 1089 amino acids. Lineage: Eukaryota; Metazoa; Arthropoda; Insecta; Diptera; Muscidae. Gene Ontology annotation, cellular component: cytosol. Gene Ontology annotation, molecular function: actin filament binding; small GTPase binding. The record is from RefSeq and is a predicted model, not a curated record.
AUGCAUUACAAAAAAAAAACGUUCUUCAAUACAUGUUACCGACUUAAAUUCUAAGAAAAACAACAAUUAAAACUGAUAUAGCUAAAUAUCAUUAAUGUUGACACCAUUCCAAUAUGGGUAAUACUCUACCUAAUCGACGCAAGACGCGCAACAGCAACUCUCCAUAUACGCCCUCCAUCUUUGGCAAACAAUCGCCUCUGGAACGUGAACGCAAGGGUAACAAACAGCGUUAUGAACUGCGAUCCAAGACAUUACCAGCACGCAAUCGCAAAAGUAAAAACAGUAAAUCGUCCAAAACUGCUGCUCAAACAUUGCCCAAUCAUAAACUGAUUUAUGGAACAACUGCAAGUGCAACGGGGCCUAUAUGCCACAAUGCCGGUGAUUCAGCACCAACGCCUCCACCUCCUAAUGGAGAAACUUCAAGGGUAUUAUUUUUGCUAUAUUUAAUACAUCGUACUUGGAAUGUAAUCACCGAUACGAAGAGCAAGAGCAGUUCCCAUGCCAAAGUCUCUGAGAAACCUUCAAACCGAGAUUCUUUUUACGAAACUGAAAGUAAUUAUUCUUUGUCAUUCAGUGACUUGUAUGAGGAAGGUGGUGGCGGUCGAGCUGAUGUCUCUCAAUGUUGUUCCCAAUAUUCCCUAUGCAGUUGCAGUUCAUGCUACAAUGGCAUCAUUGGUGCAAAUAAACAAGGCCUCGAGAAUUUGAAUAUUGGCAUUCAGAAUGUCUACAAUUCCAUUGAUGAGCAAUUUUCGCAAGACUCCAUGGUGGAUAAGGCAUUUUCCAUAUGUAGAAGUGAAUUUUCCUCGAUUUCUCAUAGUUAUCAAAUGGCUCCAAGUGUUUGUCAAAAUUCACCUAAAUUGCCGCCACACAACAAUACACAGUCCGGUGUUCACAGCGGUGGAGGCGCUGGUGCGGGAAGUAAUAAAGGAAUUGCAGUAGCUGGCGUUGCUGUCGUUGGUUCAUCUUCAAUUACACAACGCAGCAAUUGUGGCAGUAGUAGCAUUAAUGGAUCAAUGGCUUCAUAUAAAAUGUCUACAACAUCGGACACAAGUUGGUCGCAGACCGUAUUCAGUAAAGAAAACCAAAGGCCUCCCGUAUACAAUCCCGAGGAUUAUGUGGUGGCUUUGAAAAAAUUUGGCAAAAGACAAAGUGGAGCCAAUCCCAGAUCCAUAUAUGACACCAAUGAUGUUGUAACCCCUGACGAUAAUUUCAAAUCAGCUACAUUGCCACAUAAACAUUCGGAUUACAAAAGCCCCAUCAUGGGACCCGUUUCCAGCGACAGUGAAAUGUCUUUACGCCAAUUUUCUACCAUAACAGAUCUGUUAACAAAAUUAAGGGCAGAUUUAAGAGUGUCCUUUCCAAGCUUUGUCCAAGAAUUUGUGGCCACGCCUUCAGAUGGCGUUAGCUUGCUUCUGGAGGUUUUACGUUCGAUUCAGCUUUCCCAAGCCGUUAAUGCUCCCAUUGGCAAUACGGGUACAAUGCCUAGAAACUCACAAAGUUAUCAGCGUCGAGCUUUACUGGAUGAAUUGGCAUGUUUACAAUGCCUGAAUAUAUGCUGUUCUCGAUCUUUGGAAGCAACAUCUCGCUUGGGUAACACCCCAGUGGGUCUCAUGCCAUUGGCUUCCUCUGCUACCGGGCAGGGUAUACGUGCUCGAAUUUUAGCCAUGCAAUUGAUGGCCAAUGCCUGUGACAAAAAUUCUUUUGGUCAUGGUAAUCAGAAAUUUGCCAAUGCCGGGCACACAGCAAUUUCAGAGGCAAUGUCCACUUUGCGUUUAAGAUGCAGUGAACCGGUGCGUUUUCGCUUGCUAAUGGGAAUGCUGAAUAGUGGAGGAGGUUCUGGAGAAUUGCAGGCAGUGGGAGUGAAAUUUAUCAAUGCCUUUUUGGAAAGUUCGGAGAAUCUACAACAGCGCCUGUACUUGCAAGCUGAACUUUUUCAGGCAGGCUUUGAUCCCAACAAUUUGGCCAAAACCAUUUCCUCGUCUUCACCUUGGCUGGAUGUUUUGCGCCAAGAACUUAAAAAAUUCCAUGACAUUUAUGUCGAUGUAGAUAAAAUGAUCACCCAAUCUCGUGAAGCCGAUAGAGUUCGCAGUCAAAUGGUUAUUCUGGAACGCCGAGUACAAAUACUACACGAAGAAAAAGCAGUGCUGACUUCCAUGGAAAGACGCCUACAGGAACGUUGUGCCGAGUUACAAAGGGAAAUUUUCCGCUUGCAGGGAGCCCAAAAUGAGACCACCUUUAAAUCUUUGGAUAAGCAACCGGUUACACUGCCCCGUCACAUACCACCGGGCAAACAAAAGGCCCAAGACUCCUCUGAGCAUGAGGAUGAAGGCAUUAGCAGCUCGGAUACCGGCCCCUCAUUAUCACCUGUGCCAAUUUUGGUCUUGCCACAACAUAAUGCGAAAAAACCAUCGGAUAAUAAUAAGCUAACGGCCGAUCCGGCCAUUGAAGAUGCCAUGGAAGAGUUGGACAAUGUGGUCAACGAGGCAGAGAAGCAAUUGUCGAAUAGUGAAAGCAAAUUUUCCAAAAUCUCCAAAGAAGCCAAGGAAAAAGAAAUUGUGCCCGUUAAUAUUGUACCACAACCGCCUAGGAAAUCUCGAUCCUUGGCUCAUUUGGUGCAGCCCGAUGGUUCGGAUCUGGAUGGUUCCGAAUAUGGCAUGUUGCUGUUGCAGAAACCAGUCAAUGCCAAUCAGGAAGUAGCUGCCCUAAAGACAUUCUUCGAUGAAAGCGAUUAUGUUAUACAAGAUCAGGAGAAAUCCUAUCACAGAUCCAUGUUGGACUCACCCGAAAUACCUGAGACCGCGGGGGGUAAACAACAUACAAAUAAUACCACCCGAGAACUAUUGGAUGUCAUUAUGAAUGCCCGCCAUUGUGAAGAUGAUCCCACAAUGAAGGCCUUGAGGGAGGGGGCCCAUAGCAGCGAGGAGGUGGAGCCCAAUGCAAUUAAUAUGAGUGGAGCUCCCAAAAGGGAGAGUUUUACAGAGACCAAUGGUGUGCCACCGCAACAGUUCAAUGGAGUGUUCUUUAUGGCGGGCAUGAAUACGGCUCAGAAAUAUCCUAAACCCGAUUUGACGGCAGCCCUACAGGCUAGACGAGUCACUAAGAAUGUAGAGCGUCUAGAGGCUGUCUUUGCCAGCCAUAAUGAGGCCUACAAUGAGGCAGAUCAACAGAAUGGCAAAAGAUCCAACCUUAUGCCCAGCACCCGAGAAAAGUCAAGAAGCAACCAACAAAUCUACUUUGGCAGCAAUCCCACCAUUCGCAUUGGCGCCUAUAAUCCAGCACAAGGCACGAGGCCGGAUCUGCUGAGCAACAACAAUGUGACCACAAGAACACGUUCAUAUACCCAAGGAUCCAAAGUUACCGAUAUACCAUCGGGCCUAUACUGAAUGGCAAAGAGAUCCUUAGGGAUGUCGCCACACAAAGCUUUUGUGCAAUCACAAGUUAGAUUAGAUCAUAAAGUAAACCAUAAACACACAGAAUAUACAGUAGCUGUAUAAAAUUUGUCUUACUAAUUUAUUAACAACACAUACUCGUACAUAAAAAACAUAAAAUACUUGAAGAAAGUAUUAAACUAACUACAUUCCAUAAGCUAAAUUGUAGUUUAAACAGAAACAAAACACAUUAAAAACCUUUAGUCAACAAGUCAUGGCGACAUUACUUGAGUGGAGCUUUUUAAUAAAUCCUCUAUUGUAUACCUAUGAUCUAAAA